This is a messenger RNA of Opisthorchis viverrini, 735 nucleotides long. RefSeq lists its product as hypothetical. NCBI's taxonomy places the organism in Eukaryota, Metazoa, Platyhelminthes, Trematoda, Opisthorchiida, Opisthorchiidae. The transcript has 5 exons. Gene Ontology annotation, biological process: carbohydrate metabolic process; glycosphingolipid biosynthetic process. The record is from RefSeq and is a predicted model, not a curated record. Gene Ontology annotation, molecular function: N-acetyl-beta-glucosaminyl-derivative 4-beta-N-acetylgalactosaminyltransferase activity. Bases 1 to 735 code for a protein of 244 amino acids.
AUGUUUGUGAAUAUUCUCGUGCCAUUUUUCCCAUACUUUUUUGUUCGCGUCAAGGUUUACGACAAGCCAUCCGAAAGCUCCCCCACGUAUAGUGGGGUAGGGAAUGAUCCGUUCAACAAAGGUGCCUUAAUGAAUUCUGCUUUCGUGGAAGCACUUAACUGGUUUCCCUUCCACUGCGUCACAUUUCAUGACGUCGACCUUUUGCCUCUGUCAGAUGAAGUACCCUACACGUGUGCCACGUUUCCUCGUCACGUGAGUGUACUGAUCGACAAGUUUCACAAUCGCUUACCAUAUGCUCAAUUAAUCGGUGGAAUUUUGACAAUCCCGGUGAAAAUGUACCUUCGCGUCAACGGAUUCUCUAACCUAUACUGGGCAUGGGGAGCUGAAGACGAUGAUAUGUACGAAAGGCUAAUGAUAAACAAAAUCCCAGUGACUCGUGCAGAUCCCAAAGUAUCUAUGUUUCGAAUGCUUCGACAUCGACCGAGUCCAGCCUUCCCAGCAGACUUGAGAUCGCAGAUCCUUUCCUUGGGUAAAUCUCGUUACCGACUUGAUGGCCUCAACAGUCUGAACUUUACGGUGGUCUCGCAGCAAGCCUACGCUUAUGAAAACCCAACUACUGGAAACUGUUCUACGGAAUGCAGCAAGGUGGAUAGAUUAAAGCCCAGAAUGAAUCGGAUGGUGCACAUGCGAAUCGACGUGGGACGACCUCCGAUUUGGCUAGUCCCACAACAAUGA